Solea senegalensis (Senegalese sole) is the source of this 1668-nucleotide messenger RNA. Its product is annotated as induced stolen tip protein TUB8-like. The transcript is spliced from 4 exons. The coding region runs from base 79 to 837 and encodes 252 amino acids. NCBI's taxonomy places the organism in Eukaryota, Metazoa, Chordata, Actinopteri, Pleuronectiformes, Soleidae. Gene Ontology annotation, biological process: anterograde axonal transport. The record is from RefSeq and is a predicted model, not a curated record. Gene Ontology annotation, cellular component: mitochondrion.
GGUGCUCCUCGCGCACUCACACAAACAUUUCUCUCCGUCUCUCCACCGGUUGUUCUGUCUCACACUGACCGGUUAAAGAUGUUCUGCAGACGGCUGCUGCAGAGAGUCACACCGCUGACUCGGAGGUCUCUCAAUCCCACAUGCAGAGAUGGUGAGUCAGCAGUUUCAGUGCGACACAUGGCCUUCGGGGUCCCAGGUGGCUCCACCAGCAUGACAUACUUUCUUCUGUGUGGAGGAGGACUCACUGCUGCAGUCGUCUAUGCUUACAAGACAGUGAGUGGUGACAGUAAAAGUUAUGAGAACAGACCGGCCGACAUGGACUUGGCAACAAAGGUGUCCUUAGCUGAAGCAGCAUCAGAGGCCUCAGCCCCUACACCUGAGCCCACGGUGCAGGAGGCCACGUCUGAAGUAAUUGAAGUUGAAGUUGUUGCAGAGUCUGUUCCUCCUCCUGCAGAGGAAACAGCUGAGCCUGUCGCUGAAGCCGUGUCCGAGGACGCUGCAGAUGUGGUUGUUUUGGAGGCUCCAACAGUCGCAGAAGAAGCACCUGCAGAGGAAGAGGCUGAGCCGGAAGCUGCUUCUGUCGGCGCAGAAGUUACUGUCAUAGUGGAGGCUCCAGCAGUGGUAGAAGAAGCACCUGCAGAGAAAGGGGCUGAGCCUGAAGCUGCAUCUGUCGCUGCAGAAGUUAUUGCCUUAGUGGAGACACCAGCAGAGGAUGCAGCAGCAGCAGAAGAGGACACAGCAGCACUGGAGAUCACUGGUACGGCUACACUGGAUGAAAUCUCUCCUGUUCCCUCAGCUGAGGUUGAGGCUGCUCCUGCUUCAGAAGUGGCUGCAUAAACCUCAUGAGCCUGAAUAAAGGGAUUGGGUCAGCUGUGCUGUGUCUCUCCUAGAAACAAAAGGACUCAUGUAUUCCUAUUUUUAAAAACCUGAGUACACGCAAAAAAUUAUCAGUUACAUUUUCGGGUGCCUUUUCUUCCUUUUACCUCACUUCAACCUUUCAGAGCUUAAACCACACACAUUUAGGAUUAGGGUAUGAAAGUGGAUUAUGUUUAAAAUAUUCUGUUUGUAUACAAAUGCUGAGGAAAUACAGUAUUAAGGGAUUGAACAGAGUGGACAAUUAAUGUUCUCUGUGAAAUAAUAUUUAAAGUUGCCUUAAAAACGGGACAUGGUCCAGUUCUGUCAUUGUCCUCUGCUCGGCAAAUACUUUAAUUCUCAGCAUUCAGUAUUUACCCUGAAUGUUGUCUUAGAUUAUGAUUAUAAUAUUAAUAAUAUAUAGUGGUUGUUUCAUUCAGAUUAAACUAAAGUCUGUUCGGUGUUUAGUUUUGGGGCUGCAGGUGUGUUUCACUCUCAGAUAGAGAAAAAAGUUAAAACGGAAUCAUUUUCCUCAUUGUUUUUGUCACAAUCUGACUUUUAGUUGAAUCCUUAUAUUUUCAGUUGCUCAGUUAUCACACCUUUUCCCUAAUAAUGCCAUUUUUUAGUAUGUAAGUAUUUCACAGACAUCCUUGCUCUGUCUGGUGUCUUUCACUGUGAAACUGAUCUUUCAGGGAUAAUCACAGAAAAGAAACUAUCUAUUCACCGCUUUCCGAACACUGAAAGAUACAAAAAUUGAUGUUGAUUGAUAAGAAAGUUGUGUAAGUGUUAAAAUAAAGUUACUUGUUGAUGGUUGGA